CCUCCACAUUCCUUUACUCCUCAUAUUAAAAUUAUUCAUGUUCCAAACUUAAAAACUGUCUAUGCAAUUUGUAAAUGGUGUGAACAAAAACAUGAUAAAACGUAUGCUAUAGAGAAUACACAAUAUGCUGUUGGUAAAGAUAAAUAUGAUAGAUUAAUACAAAUAACUGAAUCGUCUAAAAACUCAACUUCCAAAGCAUCAAAAGCUGAAUUAUUUAAUGAAUUAAGUGAAAAUUAUACUUCAAAUAUAACAGAAUGGUCUGAAAUAUUAAAAACUUGGGUUUCAAUAGUAGAAGAUAAGAAAAAUUCAAAUAAAUUGUAUGAUAAUGAUAAUGAUGACAAUGACUUAGAUAUGAUGGCAAAUAAUUCUUCUACAGAUUAA
Racocetra fulgida is the source of this 381-nucleotide messenger RNA. The record is from the annotation of a GenBank genome assembly. Lineage: Eukaryota; Fungi; Glomeromycota; Glomeromycetes; Diversisporales; Gigasporaceae.